AUGGGAGAGACAGCGUCACGAUGUGGAGUAUCAGCUGCAGUUGGGCUGGCCCAGUGUCUCAGGGCGGAAAGCAAGUGGUACAUCUCCCCGAGUGACCAAAGUGUGCGCAGCACCAACAAGGGCCGGAAGAAGUGCCCGCGACAGGAGGCAACGGCCUUGGUGGGAAAGAAGGAGGCAGCAGGGGAAGCGGAAAAAGAAGACCAUCUCUUCGUCAUCAAAGAAAUUUGCGGGUUCAAGAUGGAAGAUUCUCAGCCGAAGAAGAAAUCUCCAAAGAUUGAAGCCGUUUUGACAGGUCCUGGCCCUGGAUAUUAUAGCUUACCUCCAACAAUUGGAUUUGUCAACCAUGAUUACACCCGCUUCACCAGUCCAGCUUAUUCCUUUCGUCAGAGACUGGACAAUCAGGUCCAUGAUGCAAGUCCUGGACCCUGUUAUUACGUGUCCCCUGAGCUCACACGCUUUGGCAAGGCGAAAGGCCCUUCUUACUCCAUGCUGGGGCGAGCAAAACCUCCAGGUCUACCUCAAAGCCCGGGACCGGGCACAUACAGUCCAGAAAAGCCGGGAUCCAGCCUUCAGCUGAGGGCACCUUCCUUCUCCAUAGCUGCCCGCACCAAAUCUCGUCCGGUGGAUCCCGUUCCAGCUCCCAACAGCUACAUCCUCCCCUCGCUGCACAGAGCACGGAUUCCCAGCAGACCCUCCAAGCCCACCCGUGCUGUCUCCGGCAGGAACGCCAAAGGCAGCGCUUCCAAGGACCCCGGGCAAAUGCCAGGCCCUGCGAGUUACAACCCCCAAGCGUCUGCCGUCUGCUUCUGCCGCCGCCCAGCUUUCUCCAUGCUGAAGAGGCUCCAGAAACCCACAAGAGCCUUCCAAGCUCCUGGGCCAGGAGCCCAUAGCCCAGAAAAAGUGACCAUUCACAGGACAGGGGCUCCUUCUUACUCUUUUGGGGUUCGUCAUUCCGAAUAUCUCAUGCCAUUCAUCCCGGAUGCUCCGGAAUGGUAG
Messenger RNA from Ahaetulla prasina, 996 nucleotides. It is a transcript of the gene CIMAP1D, whose product is annotated as CIMAP1 family member D. Lineage: Eukaryota; Metazoa; Chordata; Lepidosauria; Squamata; Colubridae. The transcript has 5 exons. Bases 1 to 996 code for a protein of 331 amino acids. Gene Ontology annotation, cellular component: cytoskeleton. The record is from RefSeq and is a predicted model, not a curated record.